This is a messenger RNA of Lolium rigidum, 1753 nucleotides long. RefSeq names its product protein trichome birefringence-like 24. The transcript has 3 exons. Gene Ontology annotation, molecular function: O-acetyltransferase activity. The record is from RefSeq and is a predicted model, not a curated record. Gene Ontology annotation, cellular component: Golgi apparatus. The coding region runs from base 186 to 1493 and encodes 435 amino acids. Lineage: Eukaryota; Viridiplantae; Streptophyta; Magnoliopsida; Poales; Poaceae.
CGCCGCACCGGCACCGGCACCGCCCAUAUAUAGUAACAACAAACACUCACUGACACACGCGAUUCACUGUGAAUGUGGCAUCGAGAGCUCACUCCCUACCCUACCAAGAACCUACCAACCACCGCCUAGCUGCUGCAUCCAUCACUCAGUCUCACACACCGCGAGCGCGUCGGUGCUCUUCCGGGAUGGGGAUGGAGUACGAGCCGGUGCCGGUGCCGGGGCAGAAGAAGGUGGGCGGCGGGCGGACCGCCCUCAAGCUGCUGAUGGCCGUGCUCCUCGCCGGCUUCGCGCUCAGGCUGCUCGCCGACCACUGCGCCUCCUACCGCCUGCCGCCCCCCGCCGCGCCGGAGGAGGCCUUGGCGUUCGCCGUGACGGCGGCGCCGGAGCAGGACGCCGACGGUGUGGACGAUACGCCUGCAACUCCCAACGGUGCAGCAAAGUGUGAUCUCUUCCAUGGGGAAUGGGUCCCUGAUUCGUCUGGUCCAGCUUACACUAACGCAACCUGCCGGUUCAUCGAGGUUCCACAGAACUGUAUGUCAAACGGAAGGCCUGAUGACGGCUAUCUUCACUGGAAAUGGAAGCCAUAUGGCUGCGACGUGCUGCCACCGUUCGAUGGCAAGACGUUCUUGGAGAGCAUGCGGGGCAAACACUGGGCGCUAGUCGGCGAUUCGAUCCUCCGCAAUCACGCCCAAUCCUUGGUCUGCCUUCUUGCUAAGGUUGAAGAUCCUACUGAUGCCUAUCAUGAUGAAACCUGGCAAUCUAGGAGAUGGUACUUCCCUUCACACAACUUCACACUCUCUCUUGUGUGGGCGCCAUAUCUAGUAAAGUCUGAAAUAUUCGAGGAUGAGAACGGGGUAUCGUCUGCUGAGCCCCGGCUGCACUUUGAUGCUCUUGACGCAAACUGGAUAAGCAAAUGGAGCAGCUUUGACUACGUCAUCAUAUCGACAGGACAAUGGUUCUUCAAGGUCGCAGUCUACAUGGAGAAAGGAGCCGCGGUUGGCUGCCACUAUUGCAAGGACAAGAGCCUGAAGGAGAUAACCAUCGAGCAAUCCUUCCGCAGGUCUCUCAGGGAGGCCUUCAGGUUCAUCACGACAUCGCCUCACAAGCCGGUGGUCUUCUACAGGACGUGGUCACCGUCGCAUUUCGAGAACGGUGAAUGGUUCAGCGGCGGUACCUGCGACAGGAAGGUGCCGUUCAAGCCGUGGCAGACCGGCGACAGGCAGCUGGACAACCUCAUGUGGCGGAUCGAGAGGGCGGAGUUCGCCAAGGCGGCCGCCGAUGACGGGGCUAGCAACGCUGGCCGCCUGAAGCUGCUCGACACGUUUGAGAUGUCGCUGCAGAGGCCUGAUGCCCAUGCCGGACCUUACAGAACGUUUCAUCCUUUCGCCAAGGAGAAUAUGGGCAAAAUCCAGAAUGACUGCCUGCAUUGGUGCUUGCCCGGACCGAUCGAGGCGUGGAACGAUAUCAUCAUGCAGAUGCUACCAAAGGAGUAGCAUGAUCAGUCAUCUAAUUUUGACAUGGCUCAGAAUCUGAAGUAUCUUCUGCUGGCAUGCUUUCAUGAUGUCCAGCAGUCUUCUUAGGGUAAUGAGGCUUGUGUGUGUGUUGUGAAGUGUAAAACAGUGUCAGCAGAAGUACUCUGCCAAGCUCUCUGGGUAUAGACAGUUUGGAGCAAGUAUACAUAGUACAAGAAUAAUGCAAGAAUUUAACACCGGAGUUGCUUCUAUAAAGGCAAAGAGUGCAAAACUGGGACAAA